Tilletiaria anomala UBC 951 is the source of this 501-nucleotide messenger RNA. RefSeq lists its product as uncharacterized. NCBI's taxonomy places the organism in Eukaryota, Fungi, Basidiomycota, Exobasidiomycetes, Georgefischeriales, Tilletiariaceae. The transcript is spliced from 4 exons. The record is from RefSeq and is a predicted model, not a curated record. The coding region runs from base 1 to 501 and encodes 166 amino acids.
AUGAUCGACGCCGUCAAGGGAAGCGAGAUCCACAAGUACAUGGGCACCAUGUUCGGCUUUGUUGAUGCCAUGGACAAGUUCGGUCCCAUCCGGACCGAGCCUGUUCUCAUUGUCGAUGGUGGCCUGGGUCACGACGUCGCCAGCUACGCGUGUGCCUCGUACCUUCGCCAGAAGCGGAACGGCAUGAUGGAGCUGUUCAAGAUCUCGACUGUGGCCCGCAAGGCGACCUGGGGUCUGCUUGUGAAGAGUGACAGAGAAACAGGCAAGAAAGCCUUCAGCUUCAGCGUCAACCAGGCCUUCUACGGCGGAUACAUCACCGGGGCCAAACGCAAGGAAUGGUUCCAGCUUGCGGCCAACGGUGGCCUCACCGUCGACCACGAGCUCGUCGACGAAGCUUUUCUCUUGCGGCAGCGCUUUGAAUUGCCCAAACCCAUGGGCCAGUAUGUGUUUUUCAACGACGUCACCGACGAUGAGUUCCGCAAGGUGCUCGCCAAGCACUAG